Argentina anserina (silverweed cinquefoil) is the source of this 709-nucleotide messenger RNA. RefSeq names its product 40S ribosomal protein S23. Gene Ontology annotation, biological process: translation. The coding region runs from base 109 to 537 and encodes 142 amino acids. The transcript is spliced from 4 exons. The record is from RefSeq and is a predicted model, not a curated record. Gene Ontology annotation, cellular component: ribosome; cytosolic small ribosomal subunit. Gene Ontology annotation, molecular function: structural constituent of ribosome. NCBI's taxonomy places the organism in Eukaryota, Viridiplantae, Streptophyta, Magnoliopsida, Rosales, Rosaceae.
AAAAAGCUCUUAUUGCUCUCCUGCCGCACCCACCCGAAGCUCUCUCUCUCUCUCUCUCUCUCUCUCUCUCUCGCCGUCGUUGCUUGAGCCUCUUCGCCUUCGCUCAUCAUGGGGAAGACGCGUGGAAUGGGAGCAGCUCGCAAGCUGAAGGACCACCGUAGAAGGCAAAGGUGGGCCGACAAGUCGUACAAGAAGUCACAUCUUGGAAACGAGUGGAAGAAGCCAUUUGCUGGUUCUUCCCAUGCUAAAGGCAUUGUUCUUGAGAAAAUUGGUAUUGAAGCCAAGCAGCCUAACUCCGCCAUUAGAAAGUGUGCCAGAGUCCAGCUUAUCAAGAACGGGAAGAAGAUUGCCGCCUUUGUGCCCAAUGAUGGUUGCUUGAACUACAUUGAGGAGAAUGACGAGGUGUUGAUUGCUGGGUUCGGACGUAAGGGUCAUGCUGUUGGUGAUAUUCCCGGAGUCAGGUUCAAGGUUGUGAAGGUCUCAGGAGUGUCACUCCUGGCCCUUUUCAAGGAGAAGAAGGAGAAGCCAAGGUCUUAAGUGAUGUUAUAUCUGAUGUGCUGCUAUCAUGUUUUAAUUUAGAUACAAUUUUGUCAUCUCUUUAAGGCUAUGCAUGUAAUCAGAUGCUUAUGUUUUACCUUGUGGACUAUCAGUCACUGUUCCAUAUCUUGGCCCUAUUUUAUAUGUCGACUGUUGACCGUUAUAACCUCGA